This is a messenger RNA of Peromyscus maniculatus bairdii (prairie deer mouse), 2326 nucleotides long. Lineage: Eukaryota; Metazoa; Chordata; Mammalia; Rodentia; Cricetidae. The record is from RefSeq and is a predicted model, not a curated record.
CUCUGAUUCCCUGUGAAUCAGCUCCGGCUAGCCAGUCUAGAAGAACUCCCCAUGGAGCAGGGGGGGGGGGGUUGUCCCUAUCCGGAAUCUGACCCCACUCCUGACCUGGUGAUGGGGCCCUACGUCUCCACCAUGUGUACCCCUCUCCUCUGUCCUGAAGCCCGUUCAGCCACAACAAGCUGUCCCUAAGAGCUCUAGAAACUGGCCACCAACUUUGCAGACAGAUGACCCUUGAGGAGCCAGAAGAGGCGGGAGCGCUCUACACUGUCCCCCCACUCACCAGCUUGGAUCCUUUGGCAGACUCCUUCUAGGCUCCAGGCUGGAAUCCUGACCAUGGAACCUUGAAGUGACUCUGCUUCCCUGAGCUCAGUGGCAGACCCCAGCACUCCAGGCCCUUCCAGCCUCUCUCCCACAGCCCGUUUUCAAGCUCCCGAGAGGGAGGGAGGGAGGGAGGGAUAGGGAGGUGAUCCGGUUUUCACUAGGCCGGGGGCUUUUCAUCAUGAUGCUCAACUCCGACACCAUGGAGCUGGACCUGCCUCCCACCCACUCGGAGACCGAGUCGGGCUUUAGCGACUGUGGGGGCGGGCCGGGCCCGGAUGGUGCUGGGUCGGGGGAUCCGGGAGUGGGCCAGGUCCGGAGCUCGGAGCUCGGAGAGUCGGGCCGCAAAGACCUGCAGCACCUGAGCCGUGAGGAGCGCAGGCGCCGGCGCCGCGCCACGGCCAAGUACCGCACGGCUCAUGCCACGCGGGAGCGCAUCCGCGUGGAAGCCUUCAACCUGGCCUUUGCCGAGCUGCGCAAGCUGCUGCCCACUCUGCCCCCAGACAAGAAGCUCUCCAAGAUUGAGAUCCUGCGUCUGGCCAUCUGCUACAUCUCCUACCUGAAUCACGUGCUGGACGUCUGAACUCAGCCCGCCCCCGGCCCUGGAUUCUCCCCUCCUCCCGGGGCCACUCCUGAGCUCCUUGUCACCACGCAUUACUUAGAAUGGCCAUCUCCUUCCCAUCCCAGAGGACCAGGCUUACGCCUCUGGUCCCGAAGGCCAGUUUCUUUUCAUUGACCCAGGCAUGUUCUCAUGGGUUCUUUCAGAGAGUUGUUAGGGCCUAGCUGGUCAGAGCCGCUUUGCCAGACUGGUCAGGAUGGAGUCCUUGCUGGAUUAACUAGCCUUAGCCUCUUGCGCCCUAUGUCCAAGUUUUCAGAGACGCUAGACCCAGAUUCUCUUUCUGGCAAUGGUGGGAUUCCGCUUCAGAAGGGGCAGAGAGGGUAGUGGGUUCCUUAGUCCCAGACUUCUCUAGCCAUGCCUGGGGGAGGGAUGGGCUCUUGGGACACAGAGAGAUGAGUGAGGUGACUCCUGGGCAGCCAGGGGUUAUAGAAAACGUCGGCCUUUCCUUGUCUACCUUGUUCCUGAGGCUUAGACUAUACAGACCUCAGCUCUUACUUGGUAGUGAGUGCCUUGCCUUCUUGGAGCGGUCUGGCCACUCCCCUGUCCCUUUCUCCCUUCUGCCAGUUCAGUUUUCUCCCUUAUCCCGGUGGCGGCUAGAAAAAGGAAAACCUCAGUCCUGGGAUGAGAAUGACAUCUUCGAACAGCCUAGGGCACCGUGCAGAAGGCCCAGGCCCUGGGUGGGGCACUCAGCAGCAGCUGCUUCCAAUCCCAGCAGACCUUGAAAACAUGCAAACACCAUCAGCUCCUCCCCCAGACACAAGGGGAUGCCCGCUACUGCCCCCUGUGCAUGCUCUAGGGCCUUAUUACACUUUCCCCCCUUCCUUUCUUAAGCUGCCACGGGAAGGGAGGCGCCCCGCACAUGCUGCUGAGCCCCACCUGCCCGCUGUAGCCCGUGAGUCCAUGGGCCUUAGAAUCCCUGUAGAAGAAAUGAACUCACUGCUUUUCUAGGCUCCAUCCACCCUCAGACCAAACUCCUAGCUCUACAAGGAUAUUUAUUUAUUUAUGUAUUUAUUUAUGUAUUUAUUCAUUUAUUUAUUUAUAAAUAUUACUAUUUAUUACUGAGUUAUGCACUUUGGGGUAUGAUGAGGGAGGCUCCCCACAGCUAGCUCAAGCUGGGACCCUCCUUUCUCCCUGGUAACUUCUUUCCUUUUCUUGCUCCUUCUCCAAUGCAGGUAUGUGUGGGGAAUCCCUUCCUCAGCUCCAUCUGUUCCCACCCCCUUUCCUCUGGAACAGUGCCCCUUCCCCAACCCCUCCCCUUCUGGGUGCCCUCUCUCAACCCCUUGACAAUCCCACUCCAGUCCUAUCUAUCCAUCUCCAUUCCUCUUAUCGGCCCUGCUUUUUCCAAUACCACCAAGAGCAGGCCCCCGGAUCUGUGUCUGGUGUCCUGUG